Messenger RNA from Aspergillus melleus, 1335 nucleotides. RefSeq lists its product as uncharacterized. The record is from RefSeq and is a predicted model, not a curated record. Bases 1 to 1251 code for a protein of 416 amino acids. The transcript has 3 exons. NCBI's taxonomy places the organism in Eukaryota, Fungi, Ascomycota, Eurotiomycetes, Eurotiales, Aspergillaceae.
AUGAAAGGCUCCAAACGCAAGCAGCCCGCAAAGAAAAAAGCAAUCAGGCAACCCGCAGAGGAAAGGACCACCAGGCAAACCCGCUCGAAACGGAAAGUCUGCGUUCAAAAGGAACCCUCUGGGUCGGAGAAGUCUCCUCGACCUGAGAUUACCGAGGAUGAGCUCACGGCCCAUGGAAAGACAUGCUCAGAAAGUGCCCCUGCUACUUCUGAGCCAGAAGCAAAUCAUACACCAGAUUUGGAGGAAGGAAUCACUGGCUUGGAUAGAGAAGAACCGGUCAUGGAACAGCUUGGAUACCACACGCGGGUGAAUUCGUUUCUGGAAGGCGGCCCCGCAGGCUGGAUCGAUGGCGUGCCCGGUAACUGGCCCAGUAUGUUCAACAACCUGUACGCCUUUACGUCAGGAUUUCCACUGUCAUUCGGGAUUGAAAUGGAGGAUUUCAACAAAUUGCCCAAGGAGGACAGACAAGCGAUCCUCGAGAGCGUAAAGGGGUAUGUGAUUCAAGGAGACGUGGACGAAGUAGCCGCGCAGUUCUCAGAAAACACGUAUGAUACAUUUUCUGAAUGUUUGCUGUCCGCGUUUCUCUCGGACUAUGUCCUUAGAGCACUUUGGGGGGGCAACGGUCGGUUUUGGUGGUUGGAGUCUGACACGCGGGCCAAAGACACACAAAAUGUGCCAUCUGCAUUUGGAGGACAGCUCAACAGCCUGUACCAAGAGUUUGUCAAAGCUCACAGGCAUUUUGCUUAUGUUUGGGCAAUGAUGACCAUCCGCCUAUCCACCAUUACCGACAUGGAGCGAGGCAGAGACUACACCUUUGGAAAGUCUAUGGAUGAGCGCCGACGGUCUCUUAUUCGAUCUACCAUCAUUCCUGAUCUCCUCUCCAAGAAGACAAUGCAGCUCUUGCUGAAAGACGCCAAGUCGCCUGCCGUUUCGGAUAGGCUGCAGGAAGGGCUUGAAACGCAGGCAGAGAAUGCAGCUCUGAUGUAUUCCUACCCUUACGCUAUCAGGUUUGAAGGCAUUGAGCUGCCGUCCAAUUAUGUCGAUCUUCCCGAGCGCGUGCGGACCGAAUACAAACAUUACUUCAAGGGAGACGAUGACUCGCCAUUGCACGGGAAGAAAGUGCUGGGAAUCAGGCAGCCCGCUAUUUAUCGACAAGGGACGUUCCGCUCACCCAACGAUGAGGUGCUCAUCUCACCAGGAACAUUCGUUAUCAAUUGGAAUUACCAGGAUGGUCGUGAUAUAGGAAAGUAGGAGGGCCGAUAGAACACAGCAGCUUUUGUCCGGGAAUGCUUUGGGAGUGUUGGAAGUCCUCCAGGAAAGACGAGCCUCGCGGGG